Arachis duranensis is the source of this 852-nucleotide messenger RNA. RefSeq lists its product as uncharacterized. Lineage: Eukaryota; Viridiplantae; Streptophyta; Magnoliopsida; Fabales; Fabaceae. The record is from RefSeq and is a predicted model, not a curated record. Gene Ontology annotation, cellular component: ribosome. The transcript has 2 exons. Gene Ontology annotation, molecular function: structural constituent of ribosome; 5S rRNA binding. Gene Ontology annotation, biological process: translation. Bases 191 to 775 code for a protein of 194 amino acids.
GUCCUCUGCAGUUUGCAAUUUGUGCAUUGCGUCUCCGUCUGUCAAACACUCAAUUCUCAAAUCCACUGUCAAAUCACACUCACCUCAUGGGCGUCAUUAGAAGCUCAUAAGUGCUCUCAACUUCAUCUUCAUAUUUAUCGUUGAACGGUUUCUGAUUCUUCAAUUUCGGAGAACAUUCUAAUCAACACGGAUGACGCUUCAACUUGCAUUGCCGCCGUCACAGCUGCCCAGACCCUACAGCUGUCCGCCGCUCCUCCGCCUCUCUUCUACCACUCCCACUGGCCGCUGGUGGUCAGCGGUUGGUUAUUCUCCUCCUCGUUCGUUGUCCUUCUCCUCCAUCCCGCCAAGUCUCCAUCUUCACACUCAUCUCUCUGAGGGGUGCUCUUUCAUCCAAGCUGCUUGGACCCGAAGAUCUCGAAGUGAAGCUGCAAAGAAACCUAACAGGAAAUCAUGGAAGCAGAGGACAGAUAUGUACAUGAGACCGUUCUUACUAAACGUUUUCUUUUCAAAAAGAUUCAUUCACGCUAAGGUGAUGCACCGAGGGACAAGCAAAGUGAUCUCUGUCGCUACCACAAACGGCAAGGAUCUUCGAAACUCUCUCCCCUCCUUGACAGAUCACAAUGCUUGUAGAGUGGUUGGAAGGCUCAUUGCCGAGCGAUCAAAGGAGGCUGAUGUAUAUGCAUUGGCUUAUGAACCAAGAAACAAUGAAAGGAUUGAAGGUAAACUGGGUAUUGUUAUCGAUACCAUUAAAGAAAAUGGAGUAAUUUUUGUUUGAGUUCAUUCCCUAUCAAUAUAUAUAUUGGUCAGAACUUCAGAUGUAGCCACCUUAAAUGAAUAUUCUAAUUUACAAAA